This is a messenger RNA of Fibroporia radiculosa, 915 nucleotides long. RefSeq lists its product as uncharacterized. Gene Ontology annotation, cellular component: mitochondrial small ribosomal subunit; ribosome. Gene Ontology annotation, biological process: translation. The transcript has 2 exons. The record is from RefSeq and is a predicted model, not a curated record. Gene Ontology annotation, molecular function: structural constituent of ribosome. The coding region runs from base 1 to 915 and encodes 304 amino acids. NCBI's taxonomy places the organism in Eukaryota, Fungi, Basidiomycota, Agaricomycetes, Polyporales, Fibroporiaceae.
AUGUCUCUCUCGCGCGUCCGACUAUGCCUGGCUGCCGUAGCACGGUCCUCACGGCGCACACCAUGUAUUGCUGCGUCUGCAAGGCAUCUUUCAACUCUCGAGGCUGAGAAAAAGCCCUUGGAAACACAAGAAGAAUGGACGAAUUUUCAGCUGAAACGAGAGGAGUAUCAGUCUUUAAUUGACUAUUUCUCUGCGUACGGGUCUACUCAAACGCGUAACAAUACGUUCCAGCCUCACCACAGUCUCCAUCGACCACCUGCUCCUUCUAAUGUCACGUUGUCUGCCCUCAUGGCUUCCGGGGCCCAUUUCGGGCACUCCCAAUCACUCAUGAAUCCUAACUUCAUGCCUUACGCGUACGGUGUGCGAGCCGGUAUUACUGUCAUUGAUCUCGACCAUACACUUCCACUACUUCGUCGUGCAGCCAAUGUUGUGCGAGGCGUAGCCGCGAAGGGAGGCACCAUCGUCUUUGUGGGUACGCGGCCCGACUUACGACCCAUUGUACGCAAGGCUGCGGAAAGGGUAGGCGAACGCGUUUACCACGUUGGCGAAAAAUGGCUGCCUGGUACUCUGACCAACAAAAUCGUAAUGUUCGGCGCGGAGGCCGCAAAAUCCGAACAGGUCGUCCCAGAUCUCGUCAUACUGCUGAAUCCAAUCCCCAAUGUGCAUGCCAUUCGCGAAUGUGCAAUUGAGCACGUCCCAACCAUCGGAAUCAUCGACUCCAACGUCGAUCCACGCAUCGUCAUGUACCCUAUACCUGCUAAUGACGAAAACACACGAACAGCAGAGCUUAUCGCAGGGGUUUUAAGCAUUGCUGGAAGGGAGGGUGUUGCGUUAUAUGGCGAAGAGCGCGCCAAAAGGGCUAUUCGUACGGAGAGGCUGCAAAGAAAUCGCGAACAGAUGCCAGAACGUAGGUAA